This is a messenger RNA of Gigantopelta aegis, 2692 nucleotides long. Its product is annotated as kelch-like protein 2. The transcript is spliced from 2 exons. Gene Ontology annotation, molecular function: protein binding. Bases 197 to 1822 code for a protein of 541 amino acids. The record is from RefSeq and is a predicted model, not a curated record. Lineage: Eukaryota; Metazoa; Mollusca; Gastropoda; Neomphalida; Peltospiridae.
UUAAAUUGCCUGGAAUUUCUCUGUAAAGAAAAUCCACACUCCAUGGAAAAGCAAAAACAGGUCUUGCGUGUUCAUGUUUUUUCAAUGACGAAUUGGAAACCUACAGACAUAUAGGCCCUACUUAGCUGUCCCUGACCUUUGAGAGAACGAGGUCAAUGGCAUAAAUUAACACAGCAGCUUUCAGUUCAAGUGUACUAUGGACAACAACAGAUCCACAACUCUGCUCAAAAACAUUCACGAAGAAAUAGUCAAGGGAUCUUUGAACGACAUUGACAUUGUCUGCGAUGACGGCCAAACAACCGGAAGUCGCCUCGUCCUGGCGGCACUCUCGCCGUACUUCCGGGCGAUGCUUACGUCAGACAUGACGGAGAGUAGGACGGGCGUCCUUCACCUUCCAUCGGUGUCUCUGUCGGUGUUUGAGAACAUUCUCAAGAUGCAGCUGUGCGGAGUGGAUCUGGUGAACGAGGACAACUGCAUCCAGAUUCUUGACGCAGCAGAGAUGAUGCAGCUCGAUGACGUCAAAGACCUCUGUCAUCGGUAUCUGCAACAAUGGCUCGAGCUGACUCCGGAAAACUGUCUCCACUGGUGGGGAUUGAUGAACCGCUACGGGUUCUCCGAUCUCACUGGCCGAGUCUUCGCCUACUUGACGGACAACCUGGCUGCGUUCAUUGAUACGGAGAAUCUGAUUCAGCUUUCAAAGGCAGAGCUGCUGGAGGUCCUUUCGAAGGACGAUUUGAAGUGCAAGGAGGACACGGUCGUCAGAGCCGUCAUGACGUGGAUCGAGGCCAACAAUCCGGAUGAUGAUGACGUCACGGCCAUGUUCGAGGCGCUGCACUUGGAUAUAGUUGAUCCGCAGGUGCUGAUAGACGAAGUGGUGUUUUCGAGCAUCGUUUCCAAAAACAGCUCCGUCCGCGGUAUGAUACAGAGGAUAUUGCACACGUACCAGCCGAGGAUAUCGCCGACUCGCUCCAACAGCCGAUUCAUAUCGAAGAGAGCCGACGUUUACGUCCUCCACCGACACGAAAACUCCCUCCUUUCGCUCUUCUCCCCGGACGGAACGUGGGUGAACCUGCCGUCUGCCCCAGUGAAUCAUGGGUACUGGUAUUCUGCUGUCAUACUUGGGGAGAAGAUUUACAUCACGGGCUGCCAGACGAAGUCCAAGUGCACGCUCGUUUACGACAUCUGCCGGAAAGCGUGGCAGACGGGCCCCGAACUCGUUUACGGCCGCUGCUUCCACUGCAUGACCGCGUUGGAUGAGAGACUGUACGUGAUUGGCGGACAGGGCACGAACACGAUAGAGGAGAUGGGAGAGAGCGCCACCCAGUGGCACGUCGUCGGGGACCUCAACCAGAACCGCGAGCACGCGUUCGCUGUCACCGUCAAUGGUGUCAUCAUGGUGAUGGGCGGGCGUACGGAGUCCGUGGGUUCGAAUCUGGUCCAGUGCUUCAACACGACCACUCGUAUCGUCUACAGUCUCAUGUCUCGUUUGCCCUGCUGUUCGAGGAUGCUGAGGGGAUCGGUCCAUCUGCCGGACGUCUAUCUCCUUGACUACGACGGAAACGUCAUGCACGUCGAGAUCACGGAGACCGACGGAAAGAUCCGGAUUGACACGAAGUCGACGGUGAAAUGGGAAUCGUUCGGCUACUGCUACGGCGUCGUGUACCGGAACGGGAGUUUGCUGUGUUUCAACAACGACGGCGUCAGGAAGUUCAACAUCGGCGACGGCAAAGAGGAGAAAGGCAUUUUUCCUAAGUCGCCUAGGCACGACCAUGUGUAUGACGUCUUGUCAUUGGAGUCAUCAAUCAUAGCCAGGACAAAUUAACCUGGCACUCGGAUUGGCAUCAGAUAUUUCUGUCAAUCCAUAUUCAGGGUGAAUAAUUAAGUUAGCAGUCAAAUUGAAAUCAGAUAUAUUUGUCAAUCCACAUUACAUGCAUUCUCAUUGGAGUCAUCAUUCAUAGUCGGGGCAAAUUAAGCUACUUGUCAAUCCAAAUUACAUGUGUGGUGAAAUAGCUAACAAUCAAAUUGAUGUGAAUGUCAAUCCUCAUUCAGGGCGAAUUAAGCUACCUCAAAUUCGAAUCAGAUAUUAUUAUCAAUACACAUGCAGGGCGAAAUUCAGUCAAAUUCAAAUCAUGUAUGACUGUUAAUCUUCAUUUAGGGCGAAUUAAGCUAGCAGUCAAAUUGAAAUCCGAUAUUUCUGUUAAUCCCCAUUCAGGGCGAAUUAAGCUACGUCAAAUUCAAAUCAGAUAGUAUUGUCAAUCCACUACUUACAGGGCGAAUUUCGCUAACAGUCAAAUUGAAAUAAGGUAUUUCUGUCAAUUCGCAUUCAGGGUGAAUUAAGCUAGCAGUCGAAUUCAAAUCAGGUAACUGAUGAUUUAUAUAUUACAGUGGUCUACUGGUGUCGUUAAACAAAAUAACUUCUUCUUUUUUUUAUACUUUCCUCCACAGACAGGAAUGAACAUAUAUCUCGACUUUGAUAUACCAGUUGUGGUGCACAGGCCUAAACGUGAGGAUGGGGGGUGGGGGAGGGGCUGAGAACAAGUGUGUGUAGAUAAAAAAAAAAUUGCAUCCAUUGGGGGAAAUCCAUCUUACGUAGCCUAGUGGUAAAGCGCUCACCUGAUGCGCGGUCGGUUUAAGAUCGAUUCCCGUCGGUGGGCUCAUUUGGGCUAUUUCCCGUUCCAGCCAGUGUACCACG